CUCUCUCUACCAUGCAUGUGUAUUAUACCCUUGUAUAAAAAAACGUCUCCAUCUAACUAGAACAGAGAAGAAGCCCUCCACAUCUUUUGGCCAGUGCUAGAGAAUGGAACACAUCUACCAAUUCCAACACUGGCUCUUCUUCAUAGUUCUUGGAAUGUUUCUGUCUCUUUCUCUGUCUGUGAAGGCCACUGAAUUGGAAGGUUCCAGUGAUGAAAGAGGCAUUGCUCUCAGUACAAGAACCUUCAUUUCCAUUUCCAAAAACCGCACCGCCCUUUCUAGAAAGCUUCUGCUCUCUCCUGACAUUGGCGACGGGACCAACAGGAUCGGACAAGAUUGCUCAAAAGACGAUAUUGUUCUCUUUCAAGGCACAACAAACCCACUUCCAAGUGGAGUUCCUGCAUACACAGUUGAGAUCUUCAACGCCUGUGUCUCGGAUUGCAAUAUCGCGGAGAUCCACGUCAGUUGUGGCUGGUUCAGCUCAGUUAGACUGGUUAACCCUAGAGUUUUCAGGCGACUCUGCUAUGAUGAUUGUCUGGUUAACGACGGUCAACCUCUUGGUCCUGGACAGACACUCUCCUUUCAGUAUGCUAACAGCUUCUCUUACCCUCUCUCUGUUUCUUCAGUCUCUUGCUUCUAAUUCUAGAUAAAUACCAAGUUUGGUAGUUUCCACUAGUUUGUAUGCAAGCAAGACUCAGCUAAUGAUAUAUUUUUUUCGAACUGUGUUUCAAUUUCAUUAAACCAAGA
Camelina sativa (false flax) is the source of this 744-nucleotide messenger RNA. RefSeq names its product TPD1 protein homolog 1-like. The record is from RefSeq and is a predicted model, not a curated record. Lineage: Eukaryota; Viridiplantae; Streptophyta; Magnoliopsida; Brassicales; Brassicaceae. Gene Ontology annotation, biological process: cell fate determination.